ACGUGUGGGCGGAGCUUCGACUUGAGGUCAGAAAAACAAACAUGGCGUGGAGAGGCUGCAUGAUCAAAUGGACCAGAAUAAACCAAAUUCCAGCAAACAAUAUGACCACGCGAGCGUCCAGGCUCGAGCUCUACUGUCAAGGGAGGCGUGGAUUCCGCCGUGACGCUAAAAAGGCAGAAACCGAAAAAGUCGACGUCAACCCUGCAACACAUCCUAACAACGUUUCACCUCCGGCAGCGGCAGCGGCAGCACCGAAGCUGCUCAAGCCUCUGCUCUUCACAAUUGGGUUUACAGGCUGCUCUUUCGGUGCUGCGGCCAUCCUGCAAAACGAGAACAUGAAGCCAAGAGUCCGAACUAUGAGGGACGAAGACGAGCAGUCCGAUCAACUGCUACGGGCUUCCACAGACAUGGCGUACUGGCAUGACUGGUGGAGCCAGCUGACGGCCUUCCAACGCCAGAUCAUCCUCCUCAUGUCGGUGGUGGACGACUUCUGGAGCGGACGCACUGAAGGCCAGAAAACAGUCAUAGGUAUAAUCGUGGCAAACACAUUGGUGCUGUGUUGCUGGAGGAUCCCCUCGCUUCAAAGGAGCAUGAUGAGAUAUUUCACAUCUAACCCCGCCGCCAAGUCUCAGUGCCUCCCCAUGGUCUUGUCCUCAUUCAGCCACUACUCCAUCUUCCACUUGAUGGCCAACAUGUAUGUCCUGUGGACAUUUUCCUCGGGGAUCGUCUCCAUCUUAGGGAGGGAGCAGUUUCUCGCCGUCUACAUGUCAGCUGAAGCAGAAGCAAUGUCCUGUUGUUUCCCUCCAGGCGUUAUUUCCACCAUGUUCAGCUAUGUGUGGAAAACAACCUCUGGACGCAUCUUCCCUUCAUUAGGAGCGUCAGGUGCAAUCAUGGCGGUGGUAGCUGCAGUCUGUUCCAAAGUCCCAGAAGCCAAACUGAGCAUCAUUUUCCUCCCUAUGGUCACUCUCACGGCAGGAACUGCUUUGAAAGCGAUUCUUGCUGUGGAUGCGGCAGGCUUGCUAUUGGGAUGGCAGGUGUUUGACCACGCGGCGCACCUCGGUGGCGCUCUCUUUGGCAUCUGGUACGGAGCCUACGGUCACAAGCUGAUCUGGGGCAAGAGGGAGUCUGUGGUCAAGAUGUGGCGGAGCAUUCGCACUCCUGGCGGUGGCUCGAGGCCUGGAGGCGGGCCCAAGGUGGAUGACAAAAGAGGACCACCCGGACCCAAUUAAAACUGGAUGGGAUCCCCUCUGAAAACGGAAUCAGGGUCCAUAUUAUCCCCCAAGAUAUGCAAAGAGCCUCUUAUCCACAGACAUGGAUGUUAUAAAUAAAUGUUACUUCUCACCUAG
Messenger RNA from Syngnathus typhle (broad-nosed pipefish), 1346 nucleotides. It is a transcript of the gene parla, whose product is annotated as presenilin associated, rhomboid-like a. Gene Ontology annotation, cellular component: membrane. The transcript has 10 exons. Gene Ontology annotation, molecular function: serine-type endopeptidase activity. Bases 42 to 1229 code for a protein of 395 amino acids. The record is from RefSeq and is a predicted model, not a curated record. Lineage: Eukaryota; Metazoa; Chordata; Actinopteri; Syngnathiformes; Syngnathidae.